AAACUAGAAGCAAUGUUUUCAACCGUUGGAAUUUUCUAUGCGCAAAAAAAAUAGCAGACAGCAAGUAUAGGUUAUACUUUAAUACAAUAAUAAUUAAUAUCAAUACACACAAAAUUCAUUCAUAGAUUGAAAUGGACGCUGAAUACAACAGCGUAGCGAGCAAUAUUGUAAACACAGCACAAGACGGGUUCAUGUUUGAGGAUGGCGACGCUCUCUCCGCCCUCUUCGUUUUCGACAACCAAGCAAUAAACACAAUUGGCCGCGAACUCAGUGACGUUGACAAUUUUGAGACCUACACUGUGUGUAUUGGCGACCCAACAUUUGCUCAAUUCACUGGCACAUACCUCGAAUAUGUCCGCGACAGCUCCUGGUUAGACGCCGAGGAGCAACACAAGCAGCUGUGCCGCGUAGCCGAACUAUUCACGGCCCUUCUAUCGGCCUCCCAGGGGCCGUGGCUGAUUCCCGUUAUGCGGCCUUUGACACUGGCACUAUGUCAGUCAGCACAACGGACCUUCGAAAGCACCCAUGAUCCGGCAGCAUUCGCACAAGCAGCUUCAGUGCUUCUGCGGCUGCUCAUCGACCUGUUGGCGGAUAACGGCGGCCCGCUGGAGCAGUCCAAGAGAGUAGGCUGCUUGUUUGUCGCCGGCCUGCUCCUGCGCAUAUCCCUGAGAACCAGCGCAGCACCUGGAGCCUACGCCAGCAAAGCGCUGGAGGUGAAAAACCUAUGGGGAUCUUCGGUUUUUUCGCAACGCGAUCGCGUCAGCUACAGCUACUGGCUUGGAAGGUACUAUCUUGUCUGCUACUAUGUGGACUCUGCACGCAGCCAACUCGAAUACGCGUUUAAUGGGUGUCCGGCGUGGCAUAUGCGCAACAAGCGGGCGGUUCUGAGAUACCUUUUUGUGGCUAAUAUGAUCCGCGGCCAACUGGCCCACCCGGCGCUCCUGGAGAAGUACCAGAUGGAACCUGUGUACGCUGAACUCGCAUGGCAUUUCCGCAAGGGUAACCUGGCUAUGUUCCAGCAAGUGCUGAUCGCCAAUAUGGAGUUUUUUAGAUCGCAAGGGAACUUUUUGAUCUUGAUGGAGCGCACAGAGAUUUUGAUUUAUCGGAAUGUGCUCAUGCGAUCGAGCGCCCUGAAUUCACGCUCGGAGCUGGGACGUGCGAUGCCAUAUAGGGACGUUCUAGCGGCCUUCCAGCUGUCGUCGCAGAACUACAGCAUGGACUAUGCCGAGAUGGAGAGUAUUCUGGCUUCACUAGUCGCCCAAAAGUUUGUCCUCGGGUUUUUAUUCCACCAUCAAAAACUCGUCAACCUGGCAAAAAAGUCGCCAUUCCCGCCCAUCUCUUCUGUUGGGGUGGCUAUAAAUUCCCAAUAAAUAAUGGGAUUUGUUUAUAAUAUUCAUUUAGUU
Messenger RNA from Kickxella alabastrina, 1403 nucleotides. RefSeq lists its product as uncharacterized. Bases 132 to 1370 code for a protein of 412 amino acids. Gene Ontology annotation, biological process: poly(A)+ mRNA export from nucleus; post-transcriptional tethering of RNA polymerase II gene DNA at nuclear periphery; transcription elongation by RNA polymerase II. Gene Ontology annotation, molecular function: double-stranded DNA binding; RNA binding. Gene Ontology annotation, cellular component: transcription export complex 2. Lineage: Eukaryota; Fungi; Kickxellomycota; Kickxellomycetes; Kickxellales; Kickxellaceae. The record is from RefSeq and is a predicted model, not a curated record. The transcript has a single exon.